AUGACAGCUUACAUGGGAACUGAAUUCACGACGCUGCUCCGCCCCCUGGGCUGGCCUCGAGAGCAGAGGGAAGUGGCCGUAUCGGUCACUGCGGCAGCUACUGCGGUAAUAAAGUGCCAAUUGCAAUUAAACUGCGACUCGAUUGUGGAGCCGCUGACGGUGCGCCUGCUGGACGAGAACCGGCCGCUGAGCGCGGGCCGGCAGUACGAGCUGCGCUGCGAGACCGCCGGCUCGCGGCCCGCCGCCGCAGUCACCUGGUGGAAGGACGGACAGCAGCUGCCCGCAGAGAGGGAGACCACGAACGCGGACGGCAACGUGACGACCAGCGUGGCGCAAGUGACGCCGGCGCUGGAAGACGCUGGCCGUCAGCUGUGCUGCCACGCCGCCAACGCCAGAGUGCAGGGCGGCGCCGUCAGCGACUGCUGGACGCUGCACGUCCGCUACAGCCCCGUCGUGUCUCUGGAGCUGGGCAGCAACAUCAACGGCAGCGCCAUCCGCGAAGGCGUCGACGUUUACUUCGAAUGCAACGUGCGCGCCGACCCCUGGAUACACAAGGUCAUCUGGAGGCACAACGGUCGCCAACUGCACAACAACGUGAGCGCAGGCACGCUGCUGAGCAACCAGACGCUCGUGCUGCAGGCCGUGACGCGGAACAGCUCCGGCCUCUACACCUGCGUCGCCAGUAACAGCGAGGGCGACACCGAGAGCAACGCCUUCAACCUCGACGUCAAGUUCGCGCCGGAGUGCCGGCCGGGCCAGCAGCUGGUGUGGGGCGCGGCGCGGCGCGAGGUGCUGCAGGUGCCGUGCGAGGUGGAGGCGCGCCCGCCGGCCCGCCUCUUCCGCUGGGCCUUCAACAGCAGCGCCGCCGCCUCCGAGACGCGCCCGCUGGACGCCGGCGUGACGGCCGCGGCGCCGGGCCGCUCGGUGCUGCAGUACCAGCCCAUGGGCGAGCGCGACUACGGCACGCUGCUCUGCUGGGGCCGCAACGAGCUGGGCGCACAGGCCGUGCCCUGCGUCUUCCACAUCGUGCCCGCCGGGCGGCCAGACGCGCCGCACAGCUGCGAGGUGAGCGGCCGCGGUGCGACCACGCUGCGCGUGACGUGCGCGCGCGGCAGCGACGGCGGGCUGCCCCAGCAGUUCACGCUGGAGCUGGCGGACGCGGAGCGCCGGCUGGUGGCGAACGUGACGAGCCGCGGCCGGCCCGACUUCCUGCUGGAGGGCCUGCAGCCGGGCGCGCGCUACACAGCGCUCGUCUACAGCAGCAACGGCAAGGGCCGCAGCCAGGGCAGCGCCGCAGUAGAGGCCUCCACGCGCGCCGCGCCGCCGCAGCCGCCGCCGCAGCGACAGCCCUCGCACCACGCAGAUAUGGAACCAACGCCGAUGGCACCGCUGGCAGACCGCGGAGCCGUCGGUGAAACCCCAGGCAGCGGAGUGUCCGGCCGCACGGUGCUGGUGCUAUCGCUGGUGGGCGUCGGCGCGGGUCUGCUGUUGGCAGGCCUGGCGCUGGCGGCCAUCCUAAUCGGUGUGCGCAGGAGGCGGCUGCGCAGGGCGGGCGGUGGACGCGCAGGGGCCGACGGUGCUUCCCCGCGCGACAAGGCGCCGCCCUCUUCGCUGCCGUCCUCCGACGACAAUCCGGAUGUCGUCCCGCAGAAGGAAGAGGCUGUGCUGCCGGUGGCGGACCUGAAGGCGCUGCAGCAGUACGGGCUGCUGCUGCAGGAGGCUCGCCGUCCCGCCACGCUGGUGGACAGCGCGGCACAGACCACCGUCAUCUACGGCGCCUCCUCCACUUUCCCCAUGACGGAGGCAGUGGUGCUGGCGCCGUGUUGGGCAGCGGGGGCGGCGCCGCUGCCAGGGGGCGGCGCCGGGCCUCCGGAGGCGGCGCUGCCCAGCGUCACGACGCCCAAGACUCCGCGGCACGACGCCGGCACGCAGACGCCGCUGCCCUCCAGGCACAAGGAGAGCGCCGUCUAGCCCCCGACAGCACCUCUCCACCGCCACUGAGUGGAUGGGCAGCAGUAGUUGGAGGCAGUGGCGCAGUCGUGCAACGACGCAGUGCAGACUUUGCC
Molecule: messenger RNA, 2066 nt
Organism: Schistocerca gregaria
Lineage: Eukaryota; Metazoa; Arthropoda; Insecta; Orthoptera; Acrididae
Product: neural cell adhesion molecule 1-like
Exons: 12
Coding region: 1-1971 (656 amino acids)
Molecular function (GO): protein binding
Source: RefSeq, a predicted model, not a curated record